UUUACAAUAUGAGCUAUGUUGUAUGUAUAAUGUAAUUGUAAGUUUACAAAGAUAUACGAAGUUAUCCCACCGCAUAUAGCAUAACAAAAUAGAUGAUGCGUGCUCAGCACGUGUUUGUAGAGCUUAUAAGAUUUUUUAUUAGCCAUUUUCGGAGAAAUGAAAGACAAGUUAGUGUGUAGCGAUUUCGCAGAGCGAACUGCAAGACGCUAAGCCAAAGGUGCAAGCGCGAGAGGACAAGUGGCGAGAUCGGUUGUAUAACCAAAUUUUAUGACAUAAAACCAUAAAUUGUAAGACUAUUUUAAAGCAGUUGUUACCUGCCAAUUUAAUCAUGGUCCCGUUUUUCCUUCGCCCUUCCUUGCAAGUAUUUAAAACUACUCGCUAUGCAGCUUUAAAGCAUUACUUUGGAAAUUGACAGAUUCGCAUUCUGGAAUAGUUUUACCGUCGAUGCAUGACCAAGGCCAAAAGUCUGUAGCCAAAAUGGCCCUCACACUGAACUCUCGGCCAACGACCGUGCUAAUCACAUUGGAAAAUCCAAAAGCGAAUACGGUUCUAAUUAUCAGAAUCUAAGUUAUUACAGUUGACCUCAUCCGAAAAGCGCGAAUGAGCAUUGACCACGGUCCAGGUCGGCAAUGAACCUCAAAGAAGUGGAAAUCACCACUGGCAUUGCACAUGACUAGGCGGACCAUCAACCAAUUUUAAGGUUAAUGACUGUGUUUACACAGAAUGAGUGUGAACCCCUGACGAAAAAAAGUAGUUGACCAAUUUAAAUUGAUAGCAAAACGGCUAUCAGAUGAGAUGUGGAAUGAGUAAUCGAAACGUUAGGCCAAUAAGGGCCAAAUAGUUCUGUUUUGUUUUGUUUUCUUGUUGUUAACUCACACUAAAUACAUACGUUUGCAGUGUGUUUAUAUUGGGAUUUCAAAAUAUUGCGUAUACGCCGACAGGGUCAUGCACGAACGAGCAAACCGAGGCGCCGCUGAUGUACGCCCGAUUAAGCUCCAUUAAAAAAGCGUUUUAUGCUUUCAAAUUGCACGCAUUCGGCGGGAAACUAUAUAAAACCAGUUAAUAUCGGGGUUUUUGCAUUCAGUCACCGUUCGAGGAUUACACACGCUAAACACGGCCAGCAAAAUCAUGUCAGUGAAACAGACGAGCAGCUCCUCAUGUUAUUGGUUUGGUUUAGUUCUGGUCGCGAUGAUCCUGCAGCCCUCGGCGAGCCAAUACUAUGGAUAUCCCUACUACGGCGGGGCUAAUGCGGGAGCAGGAGCGGGAUCGGGAUAUGGCAGCAUAUACGGCAGUGGCAUGUACGGAUACCCCUACAACUACGGCGGAUAUCCGUACUACUCGUACCCCGGCUAUAACCCGUACUCAAUGUACGGCGGAUACGGACAGUACGGGUAUCCCUAUGGGGGAUAUCCCUAUGGUGGGAACAACAUGAACGUGGCCUACGCCAGCAGCAGUGGAGGAUUCGCAACAGCAAGUGCGGGCGGAAGCGGAUACUACGGCUAAGAGGUUACCCACCUGUGAUAGUUAAGUGUACACGGUUAAGACAUCCUACUCCAUAAAUGUGUUAGUUUUAAUAAAAAUAUUUAUGUACUA
Molecule: messenger RNA, 1593 nt
Organism: Drosophila yakuba
Lineage: Eukaryota; Metazoa; Arthropoda; Insecta; Diptera; Drosophilidae
Product: shematrin-like protein 1
Exons: 2
Coding region: 1129-1503 (124 amino acids)
Source: RefSeq, a predicted model, not a curated record